AUUGUUACACUCGACGGACUUUCGAUUAACUUUGUGACAUCAGCUCAAGUUAGUCGCACAAAGUGGGACCUUAUGAGUGCCGUUUGUUUGGAAAGGAAGCCGGUGUUAUCCGGGGAGUUAAAUGAAAUUGAACGAAAGUUUUCAAGAAUGCUUGCAGACAUUGAGUUAGAGAACAGCCAUAAAAGUGAUCAUGAAGUGAGGUACGAAACAGAAACUUUGCAGGCUGAGCUUUUAAAGAGCAAGUCAUUGGACCUGGAUAUAGAGCAGACACUUCAGCAAACUGCACAGGACUUUGAGGAUGCCGCAGUAGAUGAAUACAACAAAUUUGUAUUUGAAUCUAGGAUAACAGAAGCAGAUAAAGCAAAUGAUUUGCAGAACCUUGAAAGGAAAUUAGACAGACAUUUGUUACUUCUAGUUCAACAAAAACAAUGGGACCAGAAAAUUUGGGCCUUGCCUCAAGGAUUGCAAAAGGAUGGAGAAACUAUGCUACAGACAGCAGAAAGGGUACUGAGAGAAAAGUGUGGGGAUGAUUUAACAGUACAGUUUUAUGGGAAUGCUCCUUGUGGUGUUUAUAAGUAUAAGUAUCCAAAAAUGUUUGUAAGCCGUGAAGAAGAAGGUCCAGUUGGUGCUAAAGUGUUUUUCUUUAAGGCACAGUACAUUGCAGGAUAUGUGGAUCAUAAUAAACUGAAACUUCAGGAAUUCAAAUGGUUAGGAAGAGAGGAACUAAUGUCUAGUUUAUCCCAAGAAUAUUACAGAAACAUUAGUCAGUUUCUUAUCGAUGAAGAGUGAAAUUCUUUAAUGUAUUUUAAAUAUGUUCAGUGUUUGUGUUAGUAGUGUUUGAUAUUUUGGGUGCCAGCAGGUUUUACAAGUUGUAGUUGAAAGUACAGUAUUUCUAAUAUUCCAGUGGGAACAAACCUGCCUUGAAUACCUGUCAUUUAUAUAACAUGUUUGUACUUACAUAAAGGUUCUAAAAUUGCUGGUUGCUAAGUUGCUGUGAUGUAUAGAAAUUAAUUUGUAGUGUGAGUUUUUCAGUAUAUGUUACAAAUAUGUGAAGUAUUUCAUUUGGCAAAACAUAAAUUGAUUUGCUUUGCACUAGCUUUGUUUACAUAUGGAGCAGUUCAUUGAAGAGACAGCCAUUUUAACACUACCAUGUGUUAUAAAAUACCAGCUUCAUUAGUGUCAUCACUCAGGAAAGCAGUGCAUUGUAGUACACGCAUUGAAUGAGGAUCUAUGCCCAUUUGAAAGUGCUGUCCUUAAAAGCAUUAUACAUACUCUGAUUUUAAGCAGCUGGUGAAUUUAAUUAGCAUCCUCAAGUGUUCUGAAUGAACAAUGUGUGAGAGGCAAGAGCAAAUUAAUAUCACUUUCUAACUUUGAUAAUCACAUCUUUAUGGGCCUUAUGAAUUUGGAGGUUUGUGUUGGUGUCUGUGGAUUGUACUUACAAACCACAAAUUUCAUAAGGAAAUCUGAAAGAUGGGUUUGGCAGAGAAGAUCAAAGCUUCACCCAGAUCACUGAAUUAUCAUUAUGAUUUGCAUGCGCAAAUCACUAUACUUUCAUUAUGACAUGAGCCAGCAUGUGGUAGUUUAUGAAUAAAUUUGAUAUUAGGCCAAUCAGUGGCCCCCAUGCCAAGUAGACCCAGUUGGACUCCACCCCCCAUGAAGUGAAUUAAAAAAAAAUUAAUUUAAGGCAGUAUUGGCCAAGUUUCAUAUCAUUGUGAUGGAACCAUAUUCUCCUGAUCUAGGUCUGUUUUUUUUCCAAGUUUUACACCGAAUUUGAGAGUUAGUCCUUGUUCUGAAAACUUCAACAAUUAUUUGUAAAACAAUAGCAGAAACAAGAUUUAAUACCGGUCAAAGAAAGCUGGAAGAAGGUGGUUAUAACUCAAACCAAUUGUGCUUGGAUUCCAGUUUCUGACUGUGUACUCCCAGUAUGAAUCUUAUGCCAGUUCAUCAGAAUGCAUAGUAAUAUAAUUCCCCUGUGGUUUGGGAGAAAAAUUUUCAGUCCAGAAAUAAAUCAUUAGGAUUACUUUUGA
Cryptotermes secundus is the source of this 2027-nucleotide messenger RNA. Its product is annotated as 39S ribosomal protein L46, mitochondrial-like. The transcript is spliced from 2 exons. Lineage: Eukaryota; Metazoa; Arthropoda; Insecta; Blattodea; Kalotermitidae. Gene Ontology annotation, molecular function: structural constituent of ribosome. The record is from RefSeq and is a predicted model, not a curated record. Gene Ontology annotation, cellular component: mitochondrial large ribosomal subunit. The annotation marks the transcript as partial.